CUUCAUGAGAAAUUACGACAGAAAGGUUUUGGAUUGGUGAGCACUGUGUGUUGUAAAGAUGGGCAGAUAACGGUGGGUAUAAAUGAGCCACUGAAGUCCAACUCAACCACUCACAUUGGCAACACAUCAAUAGCGCCAUGGCUUCUUCAGACGCUGUAAUGAAGGUGGCUGCAAUGGGACGACCAUUUACCUUAGGAAUGAUGUACGACGCCCGGACUGAACAGCUGGUGCCAGGUAUAUCACUGUGGGAUCCACAAGUCCUGGCCAAGAACACUGUGGAAGGUGGAAAACCCAGCAGCCAGUUCCAAGUCCUGGCUUCAGACACUCUCGAAUCCAAGAGUUCCCUGUUGGACAUCGAUGCAUCUUUGAAGGCCAGUUUCCUUGGAGGGCUGAUUGAAGUCAGCGGUUCUGCCAAAUACUUGAAUGACUACAAGAAGUUUAAGAAUCAAUGCAGGUGCACCUUCCAGUACCAGGCCUCCACUGUCUUCAGGCAGCUGUCGUUGGGUUCAUUGGCACCGCUGGAUGACAGGCAGAGGGAAAUCAUUGACAUGAACCUAGCUACUCAUGUGGUCACUGGCAUUGUUUACGGGGCCAACGCCUUCUUCGUGUUUGACAGUGAGAAGUUGGAGUCCAGCAAUGUCCAGAACAUCCAGGGUCAGAUUAAUGCAGUGAUGAAAAAAAUCCCAUCAUUUGAUAUUGAGGGUAAAGUUGACAUUAAAAUGACAGAAGAAGAAAAAAAGGUGACCAACAAAUUUUCUUGUACCUUCUAUGGGGAUGUCUUUCUGGAAAGCAACCCUGCUACUUUUGUGGAUGCGGUGACCACCUACGUGAACCUCCCCAAGCUGCUGAGAGAGAACAAAGACGCCGUUGCUCCACUGGUUGUCUGGAUGCUUCCCCUCGUGACCCUCUACCCAAAGGCUCCUGUGGUGCCAAAGGGCAUCAGCAUUCCGUUAGCAAGGAAAGCAGCAGAGGUUAUAGAAGAUCUGAAGCUGUUUCAAAGUGCUUGCAAUGAGGCUCAGUCUGAGGUCGUCUCCCAGACCUUCCCAGAUCUUGGCCGCGUGUUACUCCGAUUCAAUAACCUCUGUGGCUACUACAUCGAGUUCCUCCAGCGAGCUCUGUCAACCAAGCUCCCUAAGAUUCGUGACGGUUCCGUAGACGAAAAGGAGUUGAUGCAACUUUUCCAGGAGAGAGACACGUCACCUUUCAGUCAUGAGAAGCUGAGCCAGUGGAUGACCUCCAAACUUCGCGAAGUGACAGUGAUGCAGUCCAUUGUGGAUAUGAUGGCUGGCACCAACGUCAAGCUUGUACAGAGUCAGUCAGAGCUGGACAAAGAGAUCCUGGAUGCAAAUGUCCAUGAUGCCCUCUGCUACGUUUUUACGUCCCUGGAGAUCACUCACCCACAGCUGGAUGACAUGGUUAAGUACUUGGAUUCCUCUCGUUCUCUUGCUUUAACAAAUGUUCCCUGGUACUUCUCUGCCACGGUGCUGUCCAACAUGAAAGAGAAAGCCAAGAACUUCUGUGACUUAGCAGCAGCUCUGAAGGAAAGCAAAGGCGUGAAGUUCUUCAUGGUUGCUUUGCCAAACGACAAAUACAAGGGCGCCAGCAUCUACCACUACCAGAGUGGGGCGCUGGUGUCUGACAACUUCUCCAGACCCGUGCUUCCUGAUCGCCCAGAGAACAUUACGGAUAAGCAGGCUCUCAUGUGGUAUGCAGCGGACCUCACCUUCAACGUGAACACAGCCAAUAAGUUCAUCAUUUUGUCCCACAACAACAAGAAAGCCACAUGUGGAGAAGGUCAGUCGUACCCAGAUCUUCCUGAGCGUUUUGAUGGCGUGCGACAGGUGAUUUGCAACGAGGGGUUAACUGACCGGGCCUACUGGGAGGUGGAGUGGAGCGACGGCGUCGAGGAUGACAUCGCUAUCGGGGUCACAUACAAGAAUAUUGAUCGGAAAGAUGACACCACAAGCUGGUUUGGAAACAACCCUGUCUCCUGGUGUUUUGGCAAAUUCAACCCCCGCACUGCAUCCUUCACUGGCCACAAUAAUGAAUGGGUUGAAACACCACUGCCCUCCACUGGCGUCAACCGAGUGGGGGUGUUUCUGGACUGGCCUGGUGGCACUCUGAGCUUCUACAAGGUCUCCUCGGAUAAGCUGACUCUCCUGUCCACUUUCCAAGCCAACUUCACAGCUCCAGUAUUCCCCGGUUGCUACCUGAAAUAUGAACGAAGCUUCAUUUACUUCUGCCCGGUUGAGUGAGUCAGCACCAUGCGCCAACCACCCUGCUGGCUACAACUGUGCCGAUCUUUCACACAUCUCAUAUGAUUAUCUCUCUGGUGCUACAUCGCCUGUUAAUGUGGGUUGUGAUUUCAUGGGCAAAUGAUUUCUUCAAAUAGGUGCAAACAUAUAAUCAGGUCAAAUUAAUCGUCGCUUUGACUGCUAGCAGUUCUGGAACUCUAUUUUCUGGAUUGUAAUCUUUCGGUAAUCCAAUAAAAAAAAAC
This is a messenger RNA of Synchiropus splendidus (mandarinfish), 2497 nucleotides long. Its product is annotated as neoverrucotoxin subunit alpha-like. The transcript is spliced from 4 exons. NCBI's taxonomy places the organism in Eukaryota, Metazoa, Chordata, Actinopteri, Syngnathiformes, Callionymidae. The coding region runs from base 138 to 2255 and encodes 705 amino acids. Gene Ontology annotation, molecular function: protein binding. The record is from RefSeq and is a predicted model, not a curated record.